Messenger RNA from Pieris macdunnoughi, 1200 nucleotides. The record is from the annotation of a GenBank genome assembly. Lineage: Eukaryota; Metazoa; Arthropoda; Insecta; Lepidoptera; Pieridae.
AUGACUUCAUUGGCAUUAAAAGGCCCAUCGGUAUCCAAACUCCUGUGUAAAAACGGAGCAGUUAGCAUCAUUUAUAUCAAAUCGUCAUCAUACAGUUCUGAGGCUAAAACUAACCUUGCUGCUAUUAAGAGAGGUACUGGUGGCCGAAGUAGCUUCAACGGUGUUGUAGCCACCGUGUUUGGUUGCACCGGGUUUGUGGGUCGCUAUGUUUGUAACAAACUAGGCAAGAUUGGCACUCAAAUGAUUUUGCCAUACAGGGGUGAUUUUUAUGAUGCAGCUAGAUUAAAAGUUUGUGGAGACCUUGGUCAGGUUCUUUUUACACCUUUUGAUAUUCGUGAUGAUGAAUCUAUUGCCAGAGCUGUACAAUAUUCCAAUGUGGUUAUCAAUCUUGUUGGUAGGGACUAUGAAACUAAGAACUUCAAAUACAAUGAUGUGCAUGUUGAAGGUGCCAGGCGUAUUGCAAGAAUCAGCCGUGAAAUGGGUGUAGAAAGGUUUAUUCACCUUUCAUACCUAAAUGCUGAACGUAACCCUAAGCCUCUUGUUAUGAAAAGUCCAUCAUUAUUCAAGAUCAGUAAGUUUAUGGGUGAAUGUGCUGUGAAGGAAGAGUUUCCAACUGCAACUGUAAUUCGUGCUUCUGAUAUCUAUGGCUCGGAGGACAGGUUCCUAAAGAGUAUUGCAUCUGUUUGGAGACGUCACUCCCAAUUAUUGCCACUAUACAAGAAUGGUGAGGCUACUGUAAAACAGCCUGUUUUUGUGUCUGAUGUAGCCCAGGCAAUUGUCAAUGCUGCUCGUGAUCCUGAUACUAGAUGCAAGGUCUACCAAGGUGUUGGGCCAAAGAGAUAUCUUUGGAAAGAUCUUGUGGUCUGGUUCUUCCAGUUGAUGCGUAAAGAUGAAAGCUGGGGAUUUAAGCAUUAUGACAUGAAAUAUGACCCAAUCCUUUUCCCACUAAAAGUAAUGGUAGCCAAUAAGUUAUCACCUGCAUAUCCAUUUGGUGGUCUGCAUUGGGAAGGUCUUGAAAAGGAAUGCACAACAGAUGUUGUGGACAUGAAUUUACCAACAUUAGAAGACCUUGGUGUUACUCUUACGCACAUGGAAGAUCAAGUACCAUGGGAACUGAAGCCAUACAGGGCCCACCAGUACUACAUUGACCAAAUUGGAGAGUUCCCUACUCCACCACCACCACCUGUGUACACAGCUUAA